This is a messenger RNA of Oppia nitens, 1086 nucleotides long. Its product is annotated as zinc finger protein 665-like. The record is from RefSeq and is a predicted model, not a curated record. The annotation marks the transcript as partial. The transcript is spliced from 5 exons. NCBI's taxonomy places the organism in Eukaryota, Metazoa, Arthropoda, Arachnida, Sarcoptiformes, Oppiidae.
AUGGAUGACUCAAAAAGAUUAAAAAGAGAAAAUGAUGGUCAUCGAAAAGCCUUAAACCGACAAAUUGGUAAUAUAGAUAAAAUAAGAGAAAAAGAUCGCAAACGAAAAGCUGAAAAGAGAAAAGAUGAUGAGUCUAUUGAACGAGAAAGACAAUAUGAUAGACAAAGAAAAGCUGACAAAAGAAAAAAAGACGAGUCCAUUGAAAGUAUAAGAGAAUACGAAAAACAACAAAAAGCAGAUAAACGUAAAGAUGACGAGUUUAUCCGACAAGAAAGAGAAAAUGAUAGACAAAGAAAAGCUGACAAAAGAAAAGACGACGAGUUUAUUGAAAGUAUAAGAGAAUACGAAAAACAACAAAAAGCAGAUAAACGGAAAGAUGACGAGUUUAUCCGACAAGAAAGAGAAAAUGAUAGACAAAGAAAAGCUGACAAAAGAAAAGACAACGAGUUUAUUGAACGUUUACGAGAAUAUGAGAAACAACAAAAAACUCAAUCUCAUCAUUCAAUUGAACCACAAUUUAUGUGUGAUUACAAUAACUGUAGAAAAUAUAUUACAAAUUUAAAACAAUUAAAACAUCAUAAACGAAAACUUCAUCUGAGUAUAAAACCAUUCAAAUGUGAUGUCGAUAACUGUUGCAAACAAUUUGCUAUUAAAUCUGAACUUUUAAUACAUCAACGAAAACAUACAGGAAUUAAACCAUUUAAAUAUCAUUCAAUUGAACCACAAUUUAUUUGCGAAUACAAUAGUUGUGGCAAAUAUUUURCAAAUUUAAAACAAUUAAAACAUCAUAAACGAUAUAAUCAUCWRAGUAUAAAACCAWUCAAAUGUAAUGUCGAUAACUGUGUCAAACAAUUUGCAACAAAAUUUCCACUUUUAACACAUCAACGAACAGCUCAUUCAGGAAUCAAAUCAUUCAAAUGUGAUGUCAAUGAAUAUUUAUUUUUUUCAUUCAAAUGUGAUGUCGAUAACUGUGGCAAACAAUUUACUUGUAAAUCUGGACUUUUACGACAUCAACGAAAACAUUCAGGAAUUAAACCAUUUAAAUGUGAUGUCAAUGAUUGUAAUAAAUGUUUUUUACAAAAAUCU